UGUGUAGAGUCUGAAGUGGCUUCUGCAGGCUGAGCCCUUUGUGACGAAGACACUCCAGCAGGCGCCAGCUGCAGCUGAGGUCUGCCGCUUCAUUUUCCAAGGCUUUGUUCUCCAAGACACCGUAACUCCAUUUUAAGCUUUAGCGGUGAAACUUGUUUUGCAUCAACCAUCAAGCUUUGGUGCAUUUGGAGGCAUAGUUUGGAUGCACUUGGACAAAGGCCAGAAUUCGACCAAGCCUUUAUUUGCGCUUUAUCAAGACAUCUGUCUUUUUGUUUUGUUUACCUUCUGUGGAACCUCUUUGCUCAUGGGACUGUAUCAGUUGUUUUUGCCUUCCAGCGAUGGCGUACAUCUUCAGCGAUGACCCUUGAUCGAGUAUCAGGUUCUAUUGGCAUGACCCAUCUAGGUAAAGCCACACCAAACCUGUGGGGUAAUAGACACUUUUCAUGUAAUCAGCUCCACGCUUGGGUUAGUGUGAGGUUACAGGGCCAGAACUGCUGACAUCCAAUUGUACCCUACGCACAAACCCACUGGGUCUGAUGGUGACGUCUCUGAAGCUCAAUCAAUCCAAAAUAGGGGAGCUGCCACAAGUGGCUGCACAGUCAUUGGUUCUUAAAUAAUGAAUCAUUUCAAUAGAUAAAGAGGGAGGAAAGCAAUGGAGUCUUCUCUCCCUCUGCCAUCACCUGUCACUCCGAUCACUGGGGGGGAAAAACCUCGAGUUAAAAAAUAAAAGCUACAUUGAAGACAUCUGACCAGAUGUUGAAAAGAAACGGAGACAUAAGAAGCUUGAGAAAGGAAAGUAAUUUCAGAAAAGGACAGUGAGUGACUCAAAUUCAGGAUUGUGAAAGGCCCAGACAGAGCAGGCAGGUAUAGCAAAGUAGUGGGCCUUGAAGUGAGAAAGAAGACGGACCAGGGUAAAGGUCCGUUUCAGGUGGUCAGAAGACAUCGAGAGCAGCCAUCAUGGUCAACACAGGCAUGCAAUUGAUCAGCUUCACCUGUGCGGUAACAGGUUGGGUCAUGGCCAUCGCUGUGACGGCCUUGCCUCAGUGGAAGGUGUCCGCCUUCAUUGGCAGCAACAUCCUCACCUCCGAGAUCAAGUGGGAGGGCAUCUGGAUGAACUGCAUCUACCAGGCCACGGGCCACAUGCAGUGCAAGACCUACGACUCCAUUCUGGCUCUGCCCCCGGACCUCCAGGCAGCUCGUGCCCUCAUGUGUGUGGCAAUUUUCCUGGGCUGGCUGUCCUGCACUGUGUCCUGCUGUGGAAUGAAAUGCACCACGUGCGCUGGUGACGACCGCCGCGCCAAGGCAGGCAUCGCCCUCUCCGGCGGCGUGCUAUUCAUCCUGACGGGCCUGUGUGUGCUGGUGCCAGUCUCCUGGACCGCCAACACGGUGGUCCAGGACUUCUACAACCCCAAAGUUCCUGUCAUGUACAAGCGAGAGCUGGGCCAGGCGAUCUACCUGGGCUGGGCAUCUGCGGUUAUUCUGAUGAUCAGCGGGGCCGUGCUGAGCAGCACCUGCCCCCAUAUCGAGAGCGGAGGAGGGGAGUACCGCCGGGGGUACAUGGGCCGGCGCUUUCCUAACACGCGCCCCUCCCCCCUCGCAACUGAUCUUCCGAAACCGAUCACCUCCAACAGCGUGCCCCUAAAGGAAUACGUGUAGUCCAGAGAAAAGAUGUGAAGAAGAAUGUCAACAGGGUUGGAGUAUGGGAAGGCGCAAGGUUGAGAACGAGAAGAGGAAGUAGAAGGCUGGAGAAGGAAAAACUGUGACUGACUGUAGUGGAGGUGAGGUGUUGUGACUUGGAAGGUUUUUGAAGAUGUGACGCAUUAGAUUUGAAACUCUGCAGUUCUCUCGCGUUCUUCUACCGUGAAGCAGUUUGAUGUACUGUAAAUAUUUCAAAUGUAUUUUGUCACGGCCCAAUUUUAUAUAUAUAUAUAUAUAUAUAUAUA
Molecule: messenger RNA, 1943 nt
Organism: Oncorhynchus gorbuscha (pink salmon)
Lineage: Eukaryota; Metazoa; Chordata; Actinopteri; Salmoniformes; Salmonidae
Product: claudin-7-like
Exons: 1
Coding region: 958-1656 (232 amino acids)
Biological process (GO): bicellular tight junction assembly; cell adhesion
Cellular component (GO): bicellular tight junction; plasma membrane
Molecular function (GO): structural molecule activity
Source: RefSeq, a predicted model, not a curated record